ACGCCUUUUCCUGCCCGCUGCGCUGCUUCCGCGUGGGACCAACGCGCAGGUGGCUGAGACUGUGUUAACUCGUGGGCUUGGCCGGAGAAGCGAGAUGGCGGAGGAGGUGUUGCCGAGUGCGAAGUGGCUGUACUGUGGAGAACCGGACGAGAGCCAGAGAGCUGUACUGGUCCAGUUCUCCAAUGGGAAACUGCAGAAUCCAGGCAACAUUCGCUUUACCUUGUACAAGAGCAACGACUCGACAAACCCCAGGAAGAGGAGUCAGCGGAUCCUGAUUGUCACUGGUAUUAUUCCUUCUUUGUUCAGGCACUUUGUGGGAAUUUUGAACAAGACCUCUGGCCAAAUGGAAGUAUAUGAUGCUGAAUUGUUUAACAUGCAGCCACUGUUUUCAGAUGAUUCAGUUGAGAGUGAAUCAUCAUUAGAGAGUCAAGUCAAAACUUUUAGAGAGAAGAUGGAUUCUUGCAUUGAAGCCUUUGGUACCACCAAACAGAAGCGGGCUCUGAACUCCAGGAGAAUGAACAAAGUUGGCAGUGAAUCUUUGAAUCAUGCAGUAGCUAAAGCUGCAGAGAAUAUUAUUGAUACAAAGGGUGUGACUGCUCUGGUCAGUGAUGCCAUCCAUGAUGACUUGCAAGAUGACUCCCUCUUCCUUCCUCCCUGCCAUGCUGAUGCAGCCAAGCCCGAAGAUGUGUAUGAAUUUGAAGACCUUCUUUCUUCUGCGGAGUAUGAAGCUCUUCAGAGUCCUUCUGAAGCUUUCAGGAAUGUCACAUCAGAAGAAAUACUGAAGAUGAUUGAAGAGAACAGCCACUGCUCCUUUGUCAUAGAAGCGUUGAAGUCUUUGCCAUCAAACGAGGAGAGCCGAGACCACCAGGCCCGAUGUAUAUGGUUUCUGGACACACUCAUCAGAUUUCGAGCACAGAAAGUGAUUAAGCGGAAAAGUGCUCUGGGACCUGGAGUUCCACACAUCAUCAACACCAAACUGCUGAAGCACUUUACCUGUUUGACCUACAACAAUGGCAGUUUACGGAACAUAAUUUCCAAUUCUAUGAAGGCGAAGAUCACCGCAUAUGUGAUCAUACUCGCCUUGCACAUAAACGACUUCCAGAUUGACCUGACGGUGUUACAGAGGGACUUGAAGCUCAGUGAGAAAAGGAUGAUUGAGAUAGCGAAGGCCAUGAGACUGAAGAUCUCUAAAAGAAGUGUGUCUCUGGCAGCCGGCACGGAGGAGGAGCACAAACUGGGCACUCUGUGCAUCCCGCUGCCUCCAGCCCAGACCUUGGACCGCCAGUCAAAGCGGAGGAGAAUCACCUAGAGGUGUGCUUUCCAGACAGCAUUUUGGCUGUGCGAUAGCCACUACUAUUCAUUUCCGUUUUUAUUUUUAAAAGGAGAGGAAAAGAGGGCUUGCUUUGGCAUGGAUAUGAAGCCAGAAGCGGGCAUUCAGUCGUGCUUGUCUUAAGCAGAAACAUAAAGUGACCACCGUAUUGGACUUCACCUCCCUCCUUCGGCGUUGCUGUGAUUAUAAAUGGCAGAUGGUUCUCAUGUCGGUUCACGUGUGGUGAUGUGGAAGGUGGGGCCUGAGAAGUCAGAGUCAAAAGAUCUUACAGACUGAACCCUGGGCCAGAUCUAAUGGAUGAAGGUUAAUAAAGAGAAAUGUGAAGUGCCA
Molecule: messenger RNA, 1660 nt
Organism: Pteropus alecto (black flying fox)
Lineage: Eukaryota; Metazoa; Chordata; Mammalia; Chiroptera; Pteropodidae
Gene: POLR1E
Product: RNA polymerase I subunit E
Exons: 11
Coding region: 95-1309 (404 amino acids)
Biological process (GO): transcription elongation by RNA polymerase I; RNA polymerase I preinitiation complex assembly; nucleolar large rRNA transcription by RNA polymerase I
Cellular component (GO): RNA polymerase I complex
Molecular function (GO): DNA binding
Source: RefSeq, a predicted model, not a curated record